CAUCAAUUAAGUUGCUUCGUUAAUUUAGGUACCUAAUGUUAUUUAAAUAUUUAAUGGUUUUAGAUUUGAUUUUCACUCACAACUGUGAAAAUUAUCCUUAAACAUGGCUAUGGAUAUCAGAAGUUUAGUUUUAGAUUCCAAUAAAGAUAUUUAUUCGGCCAUAGAAGAGAUUAUAAAAAAACCCAGUCAAGAUGAGCCGUUUUAUAUUUGUGACGUUAGUAAUCUUAUUUGGAAGGUUCAUAAUUGGAGGAAGCUUAUGCCUCGCGUAGAAAUUUUUUUUGCAACUAAAUGCAAUAACAGCAGCAUAGUAGUAGAAACAUUUGCAGCAUUAGGAUUGGGAUUCGAUUGCGCAUCUAAAGAAGAAAUACAAAAAAUACUGUCUUUAGGAGUACCUCCUGAGAGAAUAGUAUUUUCAAAUCCCACCAAACUAUUUAGUCAUCUUACGUAUGCGGCUGAAGUAGGCGUAAAUGUAAUGACUUUUGAUAAUGAAGCGGAACUUUAUAAAAUACAGAAAUAUCAUUCUAAAGCUCAGUUACUUUUGCGACUAAGAUGUGAUGAUGAAUCGGCCAGAUAUCAGCUGGGUGAAAAGUUUGGUGCUUGUCCGGUCACGGAAGCCAGUGGCCUUCUGAAAGUAGCCAAAUCAAUUGGACUGAACGUUAUUGGUAUACAUUUUCACGUAGGAUGUGGCUGUGUAAAUUAUAUGGCAUAUUAUAUUGCAAUAGCAACUGCUAAAAAAGUAUUUGAUACUGGAGCUAGUUUGGGUUAUACUUUUAAACUGCUUGAUAUUGGAGGUGGAUAUCCAGGGGAAGGGUUUAGACCCCUAGAUAAGAUAGCCGAAUUUAUAAACAAAGCUUUGGAAGAACAUUUUCCAGAUAAUUCUGUUAAAAUAAUUGCAGAACCUGGAAAAUAUUGUUGUAAUACAGCCUUCAAAUUAGUAUCUAGAAUACACUCCAAGAAGGUUGUAACAGAUCAUUAUGAACAAAAAGUUCGGAUGUAUUAUAUGGAUGUUGGUGCCUACAAUGCCUUAUUCAAUAUAUUAGUUAAUGAGUACUAUAUGUAUCGACCUGUUACUAUUGAAAACUCGGCACAGCUUUUUCCAAGUAUAGUAUGGGGACCAACCUCAGAUACCAGAGAUAGACUUUCAGAAAAGGUUGAUUAUUUACCAGAACUAAACAUUGGAGAUUGGUUAAUUUUUGAGGAAGCAGGGGGUUACACUGUAUCUAUUACUUGCGAAUAUAAUGGAUUUGCUUCACCAUUAAUCUAUACAGUAAUUAAUAAAGAAGAUUGCCUACUGUUAACUGAGAAACUCCAAUCACCAUUUCCUCAAGACAAAUUUACGUCAUCUCUGGAAGCGUUUUUUACAGGACACAAAAAUCCAUAUUCUUUUAGACAGAAAUAUUUCUAAUUUUGUAGAAUUUCUCGAGUUUACUUAAAAAAAAGUAGGAAAUAUUCUUUCUAUUUUAGAGUUAUUACAUUUUUAAUUUUCAACGUUUAGGUACAGGGUGCGCAUUUUAAGAAAUACACACGUAUUGCAAGUUAUGUUAAAAAUCGCAUAUAUAAUGAUAAAAGUAAAAAUACUGUAUGUGGAA
Molecule: messenger RNA, 1589 nt
Organism: Psylliodes chrysocephalus
Lineage: Eukaryota; Metazoa; Arthropoda; Insecta; Coleoptera; Chrysomelidae
Source: the annotation of a GenBank genome assembly